AGACCGCACGUGUACUACAGUGUCGACGAAAAAAAAAAGCACACGCGCUCGUUGACGUUUUCGCUCCAAGCACGCGGAGAACAAACGGAGAUAGAUCUGUACGAGUGGUGACGGGAGAGAAUCGGGCCCGAUUUAAGUCCGAGAUCGGCGCGGGAAAAAUGUGCCAGUGGUGCGAUGUGAGCGAGUGCAAAGGACGCGAUCAGUAAACAAAGCGGCAAUCGUUCCGAGUUCGCAAGCGAAAGAGGGAGGAAAGGGCGCGAGAGAGGAAACGGGCAGUAGGUCGAGGGUGGUGCUGCGGUGACCCAGUGCGGAAGUACAGCACACCCUGCACAAUGAUUGUGCGGAGGUGCUUCGCACCAGCCGCCGUGUUCGUCAUCCUAACGUUGUUAGGCAAAUUCGAGGGAAGUGCGGCCGAGCGAUGGUCACGACAAGUCUCCAAUAGCGAAUGGAUCCCCCUGGCCGAUCCAAGGGCUGUUCAACUACCACAGAAUGCAGGGAACAACCUUGUAGCCAGUAACACGCAUCAUCUACCGAAUCCGAUCCAAUCACUCGCGUUACCGCCCGCCCUUCAACACCAGUACCAACAACAAUUGAUUCAGCUGCAAAAGACGCAGGAGAGUAUUCAAAAGCUCCUACUGUUGCAACAGCAUCUCAAAGCUCAGCAGCAACUUCUUCAGUCCCAGACGUUUGUGCCUGGCACCGAAGACGAGAAGCAAGGGCUGCCACUGAAUUCCGGCAAUUUGCAAACGACACCCGAAUUAGCACAACAAGUUUUAGUCCCGCCACAUCCAUCCUCGGAAGCUCUUCCGCCGGUGUAUUCCGCACAAAAUUUCCUUCAUCAUCGAAGACCGGGACAAGUCCAUCAGAAUCUGAAUGAUAAUCAAGAACUAUCAAACUUGCCUCCUCAGGGUCAAGUGGUACUGCAACAUGCUGAACACGAUGACACGCGAGAAAGACCUCAUGCUUUCACAAAACAAGAAAAUCAAAGACCUCACGGAAAACAUCUGAAAGGUCGACCGAAUCCAGGAUUAUCGCAAUCUCCUUUGAGCGAAAGCGAUGAAGAAGAGGAGGUUCAACUGGUGUAUGUUCCGGCAGAAACUUUGGCGCAAACAGGCCAACUAAAAAGGGGCCGCGGAAGAAAGCCAUAUCCCAUUCGCCAACAGUAUCACCAACAACAAGAGAGCCAAAGAAACGUCGAACAAACUUCGCUCUCUCCCGAUCAAGAAACCUACACGCGCCAGGUGUUGCAGCAGAUUCAACAAGAGCACGAAGAGAAGGCGCAAUUCCUGAAGGAGGAGCGCAUAAAAGAAUUCAACAGAUUGAACGAGGAGCAGAAGGCACUCGAGCGUAAGACGCGAUUGCAACAGGAGGCUCUUCAGAGAGAGCAGGAACUGUUGCGGCAGAAGGAAGCCGAGAAGAAGCAGAAGGAGCUGGAAAAAUUGGAGGAAGCGGCGAAGCAACGAGAAUUAGAACGAAUCCGCGAAGCGAGAGAAAAGCAGAGGCAGGAGGAGCUCGAGCGACGACGACUCGCUGAACUCCGAGCCAAGGAGGAGAAACGCCGUGAGGAAGAAAUCAGAGAGCGUGAGGAGAGACAGAAGCAACUGGAACAGCAGAGAAUCCUGGAAGGCACCGGUCUUCAGCUUAACGCUCAAGCUCUAAUCCGCGAACAACCGCAGCGUCAACAUCUCGCGACGGCGGACGGCACCAGACCCAAGAAGCUCCGUAACAGACCACGUCAACGUGUCAAUCAGUACCAGGAACAACCGAAUCAUCGCGAAGUCACGACCACGCCGUCGCCUAAUCAGCCUCCACUCUCCGUUUAUAUGGACAAUUCCGAGCUGGAAUCCGUCAAAGUCACCGAUGUUCUCAAGAUCUUGAAGGACGCGAAAACCAUCGCUGUCCUCGACAACGUCGGCCCGAGUGCUCCGCAGGUCUUCGUGGGUCCGACGAAUCUGGAUCCUCCUUACGGUUACGCCAAGUUCGAUCUUCCCUAUCUGUCGUCGAUCGAUCACAACAGGGUGGAGCGCAAGGUCGACAAACUACCUUUCUUCGUGGCUCCGUUGAGCUUCGAUCCGCCAGCGGGUUAUGCCAAGAUCCCGUUCCCUGCGCCUCAUAUCGGCUCGGUCGUCGUCAACACGUUAUCGGAAACGUCCUCGGAAUCAAAUACACAGGUGGACGAACAGAAUUCUAGCCCGACGUCGAUCGAGUCGAAUUCUUACAACAACGCCGAGCAAAGCGGAUCCAUCGCUAGUACUGCGUCCGAAGAAUCCUCGACCGUUCCAAACUUUUCCCCGGAACACAGCAGUGCGAAGUACGAAUCGCCUUCAUCAGGUUCCAGAUUUAGAUUCAGACAGUAUUACGAUAACAAGCCAAACUCCGUGAUCAGCAUGUCGUAUUUCGGUGAACAAUCGACGACGAAGGCGAAGCCGAAGCAGUCUUACUACGAGCAAGAGUCCAAAUCGAUCACUCAACCUCCGAAAUUCGAUACGACCGAUAGCUAUAGACAGGAGGUAUCCUAUUCCAACACGCCGAGUUUUCAGGACGGAACGCCGAGUCCGCAUGAUCCCUCCGCAAAUAAACAGGAUCUGACGACUCAUCAAUUGGCGCUCAUCAAUCAAGAGUUUGCGCAGCAGCAAAUAGAGGCGCAGAAAUAUACUACUGCCGAACAAUAUCACUCCCAGGCUAAUCUGGAUGAUUCGUACAAUGCCAAUGACGUCAGAGCGCCGGUUGGACCAACGCAAUACAAUUUACCAGCGGAAUUACCGCCAAUAUCCCCGCAUCUGCCGGGCUUAGUGAACUCAUUGUUGGAUAAGCAAGAGGAGAAUCUUUCCAUCAUUUCGACCCCACCGCCAACUACAACCACGCCAUUAACGACAACAACUGCUCGUCUAAGUUCCACGACAUACAGGCCCCGAGGAAGAGGCAGAACCGUCCCCACGAGACCCAAAACGACACCUCAGACACCUAGUAACAAAACCGAUAGACCCCGAAGACCAUCGUACAACAGAUCUAAAUCUAGAUUUUCCACUACUACGGAAGAAUAUCAGGAAACCUCUUACGAGCCCACAAAGGGAAAAAUACCAGAGACCACGCAGAAAUAUAACGCGAUAGAACACAGAAGACCAACGCCCAGAACGCAGAAAUACAGAAAUCGAGAUAGAGCAAAUUCUCAAUCGACUCAUCAAGCGGUCAGCUACGAGAAUUAUCCAAUGCAAAGCGAUUCGCAAAACACUGCACCUCCCAACACGUAUUCACGAACGAGCGGAUUCGCCUCUAAUCUCCAUCAAAAGGAAACUUCUUCGUCGGAGAUAAGCGAUUAUACCCGUGAGAAUUACCCGUCGACCACUCCCACACAAACCGAGAAUUACCCGCCAUUGAGAGAGAUACAGCACAGCGUGCCCUUAAUGUCCGACGAUUACUCGAAAAGUCAAAAUUACCCGCAAAAUCGUCCUCAAGAUGCCACGUACGAUCAGAAUGUUGCCUUCGAACAACCGAGACUCGAGCAGGCUCCAGUAAACGGAUUCAAUUAUCAAGUUGCAAACGAGAAUUCAUCGCCAGACCAGAGAAAUAUUCCUCAGAGGCACAAAGAAUAUUCGCGUUAUCAGGAGAAUGCCAACUACAAUCUGGCCAUUACGGAAGACCCGCGAGUCAGACCCGGCGAGGGACAUCGAUAUUCCCCGAUUUACGAAGUCAACGUGGCGCAAACUCAGCCGGAUUAUAACAUCGGCGGACAGAAUUCUUUCCACAACGUCGACGACAGCAAGAUCGAAAUCGAUCCGAACGCGACGCCUAUUUUUAUUCCGCUUCAACAGAGCAAUAAGCAAGAAGACUACGAGCUGCAAACUCCCUCUACAGAAGCAACGAUUAUCGAAAUCGCUACGACCACCACGACCACUCCGGCACCCGUAAUAAUACGCCAGCGAGUUCGAGGUCGCCUAGGAGGUGGUCGCCCUCAACAGGAUUCCGCGAUUCAAACGCGACCCCGGGGUCCUCAGGAUGAGUACGUUCGUUUCACCGUCGUAAAUCACGAUUCCAGUCGCGGCUCGAGUAAUCGAAAUCGCGAUGGAUCGAGGACGAAGACGCGCGCUCGUCCGCAGAAUCAUGGCUCGCAGGUGCAGACCGAGGGUAACGAAUAUAUAAAGAUACACGCCGCUCAGCAGCAGAGGUUGGUCGCAACCACUACACCGUCGACGACGACAACCAGCACAACCGCUCGCGCUGAGGAAGAAGACCUCGAUUACGGAUUUAUAAGGCCGCCGAGCUUCCGGCCGGUGCAACCGGUGCAUCCGGUGCAUCCGGUGGACAGCAGAUUCCAAACUCCAGUUACAUAUAGACCCGCUUUAUCCGAGAUACAGCAUAUAAUAUCCAACGACGAAACGGCGGUGGAAUCGAGUCCGACUCACGUUUUGAAAAAUCGUCCGAAAUACAAUCAGAUUUCGACCCGUCAUCCAACCACUAAAAUAUUCACGACAACGACAGAAACUGUACCUGUUGCAACGACGAUCCCGGAUGAUACCGUAUAUACGGUGAAACCAAAAACCAGGCCGGAUGAACCGAAACAGACGAGAAUACGAGGAAGAAUCCGUCGUCCGGUAAAGAAACGUCCGAACACGGAAUCCGAGGCAAGCAACGAAUUGCCGUUGGACGAGAACUAUCCUCGAAUAACCCCGCAACAACUGCCGAUGACAAGGCAGCCUCUCUACGAUGACAAUUUCGACGUGCCGCAAUUCAACGUGCCGAAUCAGAAUCGACCGACACCAUUCUACGAGGAGAAUAGCGAAAACUAUCCACCUCAGGAACUUAUUCUAAACUUCGGCAAUCGACCGGAGCAGGUGUCACAACGGGAGGAAUACGAUCAGACUCAAUUGGCUAGCCGAAUAAUUUCAUCAAGCAAGUACAGUCAUUCGAAUCGCGAGCAAUCCAGCGGUGACAUUUACGGCGCCGAGAGUCAAUGGUCCACGAAGCUGUCAAAGACGUCGUUCCAGCCGAGCUUCGCCUCGAAUCGCGUUGCUGACGAGUCGAAGAAGGAACGGAUUCGCGACGAUCAUGAAAACGAAAAAGCGCCCGAGAUUAUUACGGCCCAGCCGGAAGUGGCUUCGGGAGUAACGGUGGUCGUUUCCUCCGACCAGAAAUCGCCAAACCUCGCCGGCAACACGGACGCAAUGAUGGAUAGCGUUGUUUUCGGAAUGAAGACGAAUGCGCAGGAUUUAACGGAGAAAUUGAAUGCCACGACGGCUACAACGACGACAAUACUUCAAGAUCGAACCCAAAGCGAUAAGGAAACAUUAGUCGAAGCGCAGAUGAAAGAUAAGGAAGAUAACGUUAUGGAACAGACAGACGAGGACAUGAAGAUGAAAAAAAUGGGACCCUUUACGAGAAAGACUCGAAGAAGAAGAGUCCGUGUGCGGGUAAGGCCCGUGAAUAAAGAUGAUUUUGUCAGUGCCGAAUCGCAACAUUUCAACUCCGCAGUGAACAACCUGGUUCAAGAUCAAUACAAGCCUAACGCGAUCCGUGAAUCGAAGUUCACCACUGAAGUUCAACCUACUACCGUUAUUGCAACCACGACGAUUGCCGCAGAAACGACGCGGAAAUCUCUGCUGCAGAACUUUUUGGAAGAGAUGCUGAAGAAUGACGAGGUCUCCAUUCCGACGCGCGUUACAUCAAUCACGGAUACAUCCGAUUGGACGAUAACAACGCCGAUGACGACACCUUAUGUAAUUUCAGAUAGUGGUGAUAUGACAACUUUGAAGGAAGACUACACGCAGAGUAGCGCAACGUUGACAUCAAAUACUGAUGAAGAACGCGUUACGAUGCCGAAUAAAAGUUUAACCGGAUGGAAAAACAAUACUGAAGAAACGACACCGUCUGAGGAAACUGCUCGCUUGUUACAGGAAGAAACUAAAGUGCAAGAGGAAGCAAAUUUCGGAGAAUAUUGGGACAAGAAUUCUGAAGAUCAAAGUGAGCAGAAUAAUUUGGAGAAUGUCGAAAUAUCCAGUCCAAAUGAUAAUUUGUCAUCGAACAAUCCGGAUAGAUCAGAAAUUUCCAAGGAAAUUGAAGAUACCAUAGCGGAAUUGACCGACUCUUCGGCUACGAAGGAAGAGAUACGGAAAUUGAGUGCCAUCAAUAAAGGGAAGCAGCAUAUAAUGACGUUGAAGAAGCAUGACGAAAAUCUCGAAAAAAAUAACGCGCAUCCGAAGAAUCACAGAACUAAGUGGAGCGAAGUAAGAUACCCGUUAACCCCCGACCAAUCGCAAUCUACGUUGAAACUGCAAUUGACAACGCCCAUACCCCGAAACGAGAGUGAUCCCAACGUGAAAACAAUCUCCGAUUAUGUAAAGGCCAUCUUUGACAGCAUGAAGAAUGCCGAGAAUCAGGAAGAAGUAGAAGAAAUAGCGAAAGUGGUCGAAGCUAAACACGAAACUCCUGAAAAAGCAGAUCAAAUAAUCGGCACGACCGACUCUUCGCGAGACAUUUUUACAACGCAGCGUAUCAAUAUUGAAGAGUACGCGACUAAUCCCGAAGAAAGCCAAGGUAUCACCGAGACGACGACGACGACGACGACGAAGAAGAAUGUUAUUUUCGAAACAACCACAUUGAUCCCAGACACGACCACGAAUACGGCGGUAUCGUUCGAAGAGAUAAUAACAGAGCCUUCCACGUCGACCACGAAAACAGCAUCGAUUAGACGAGCUACAGGCACGGUGAUUAGGGCAGACCAGACCAUGCUAGGCAAGGUUCUCAGAACCUCAACUACCACGAAGGUGUCUCACAUGACGGAGAUUUGCUAUAGAGGUCGAUGCGUGAUGACGAAACCCAAGAUGGACGACGUUAUGGAAAGAUGAGAAAAAUUCGAUGUGAUGCGACGUCAGAGACGCCGAUUCAAUUAAUCGCAAAGUCAUCUUUAGCACUUUUCUGUUCGGUUAUUAUAGAAAAUAUAUAAUAAUGUGAUGAAAGACAAUUUCUAGAAUGGCCAUCUAUCUUUAUUAGAUGUCUAUUGUUGCUGCAAAAUACAGCAAGAUAAAUCGAAUAAUGUCUGAAAUAAUUUAAUAAUGUUUUAAUA
Nylanderia fulva is the source of this 7060-nucleotide messenger RNA. RefSeq lists its product as uncharacterized. Lineage: Eukaryota; Metazoa; Arthropoda; Insecta; Hymenoptera; Formicidae. The record is from RefSeq and is a predicted model, not a curated record.